This is a messenger RNA of Adineta steineri, 402 nucleotides long. The record is from the annotation of a GenBank genome assembly. NCBI's taxonomy places the organism in Eukaryota, Metazoa, Rotifera, Eurotatoria, Adinetida, Adinetidae.
AUGCAACGCUCUAGAAUGACACAACCAAAUUCAAAUACUUAUUAUGAAUCAUAUACAGAUGAUGAUUCUGGUAUUAGUCUUGAUUAUGAUUAUUCAUCAACAAGCGAUAUUCAUUCAUCGAGAACAACAUUAAUUGAACCACCUACACCGAUUCAAUCAAAAAAUAUAUCAUAUCGUACUCCGGAUGUAAUUCAAACAAAAGAAAUAAAUAGAAAACCGUUAAUGACAUUUACAACUGAUGGAAUUAUUGAACGUAUUCGUCCAAUAACAUUGAAAAAUAGUCAAAAUGGUGAUUAUAUUAUUUGUAAUACAAAUCGUGGAACAUAUAUUGCUUAUCGAACACCAAUUGUUCCUGCGUGGGUUACACAAAUCGUACGUGAAGUGGAAUUACGUGAAAAAUAA